Cimex lectularius (bed bug) is the source of this 3438-nucleotide messenger RNA. RefSeq lists its product as uncharacterized. Lineage: Eukaryota; Metazoa; Arthropoda; Insecta; Hemiptera; Cimicidae. The record is from RefSeq and is a predicted model, not a curated record. The transcript is spliced from 2 exons. The coding region runs from base 238 to 3270 and encodes 1010 amino acids.
UUUACAAAUUGACAACAAUCACGACCGGGAAAAAUCUCCAUCCCUUUCUCCAUAAAUACUUUCUCUCUCACCACUAUUUCCUUCUUUCUCACUCUCUCUCUCUCUCUCUUUCUCACACACACACACACAUUUGAUAUUCGUUUGUGCACUGCACGAGUCAAACGAUCCCAACUUGUGAAGAAAGUAGUCUAAAACAGAGACCCAUGGCCGCUACAACUGAUAGACUCGAUUGAUACGAUGCCGCAAGUUUAUGCGGAGGAGGAGAAAGGAAAGAAGAAGAAAUGGUGGGGCGAUCUGUUUAAACGCAGGGUCCGUAAAGUCUCGGACAGUUCGUCGGACGACGAAGAGGACAGCAAAAAGAAGGGGUUCCUCAGCCGGCGGAAAAAGCACGACCGCGGGAGCAAGGACGUCACCAAUUCGUUUCUGAUAAACCCGGGGAUCAAGGAGAUCAGGGGGCGCAGUUUGGAAAACGUGAGGAACAACACUAGCCAGACGGUCAAAAAGCGGAUAAAAGCCAAGGUCGAGGCGAGCAGGGAGCAGCUGAAAGACAGUAGCUCGGACGAGGGCAGUAGCUACACAUCGUCCAUCCCUUCUGGAGGGUCUUUCCCAAGGAGGUCUAGGGCCGCCAGAACGGAGCGACACAAUAGGAGGCUCUGGUCCGCCAGCGUUGUGUAUCAGGAGAGCAACGAUUACGACACGAAGUACAGGGCGAAGACCAGGUCGGCCACUCCUAGUCCAGCGGCUAGCCCGAAAGUCAGGCAAAGGGCGAGCGCGCACGAUAUCCCGGCCCCACCCCCUAGAAAAAUGGAAUUACCCAAGUAUCAUCCUCCGGUAUACACGACUCCAGUGAGCCACAGGGGCAAGCCGAGGUACAACGGCUUGGUACACCACGGCAGCGACCCUGUCAUACCAAAAGACUGGGUCGAUUUGGAGGUAGAGGAGAAGAAGCCUCCAGCGCCUCCGAAGAGGCUUCCCACUCUCGAGGACAAGAGACGGCAGGCGAAUCUCGAGGAAGCUCUGAACGAACUCGAAGCGAUAUACAAGAAGUUGGAGGAUCUCCAAGAGCCGCAGGAAGACGUCGGUGAACCCCUGGUGACGGACGAUAUGGCGUACAGGAGGCUGAACCGAAGAGAACCGAGUUGUCAGGACGUCAGGGAUAUCAUGUCUCGGACGGGCAGCUACCUUUUGGUCUCACCCACGUUGUCGCCGCCCCCGCUGACGCCCCAGUUAUCUCAGACGCCGACAAACGAGCCCGACGUCACGUUCGACGACGUCGUCUACAGGAGCAUCAGCCACACAAACAACACCCUGAAAAUAGUAGACCCUCAGCCGCCCUUCGGGAUACCAUUAGGGCCGAUAUCCACCGCGCCGAACAGCGACUAUCUCCACGCCCAGCCUAACCGGGAAUACAGACCCCCCGACACUCCCGACCUGGUCAGAGACGAUUUGGCGUUUAGGAAUUUGAGAAAAGACAGCCAAGAGCUAAGAAAGAAAAAAGCUGUUCGCAGCUUCUCAGCCAACCUGAGUAACGUCAUUCUCAAAAACAACAACAAUUUCAACGCGGUAAACAACAACAUUGAAGGGAGGUCGCACAGUUAUUCCGACAUCCCCGAGGAGAUGAGGCUGGCACAGAGGGUCUUAGACAUGAGGAAAAGAAACAAAAGGCAAGCCAGGAUCGACAACGACGAACUCAGGAAACGGUUCUUUGAGGUCGAAUAUGCCCCAAGUGAAACAGACCUCCUCAAAGAGCUGGAAGACGAAGCGCGGGCCACCAGCUUGGAAUUAGAAGAACAACUGUCCAAAUCUAGAACGGACGCAUUAUAUUCUAGGAGCAUGGCGGAUCUGCUGAAAGAACUGACCAAAAAUCUAGAUUCUGAUUUUGGCUGCUCGACAUGCGACGACUACAACAAAGGUUCCAACAACAAUCAUUCUGAUUAUAAUGGUAGGCCCAAGUUUGUGAAAGCGUUUUCUGCCGCCGAUUGUUCGAUACUAAAAAACCCUCUGCUAGGCGUAUCGAACAAACCACCGAGUCCAAAUUUCAGGAGGUACAAGGAAGAGCCGGUUUUUAUGGACAAACCGAGAAAUUAUUACUUCCACGGGGGUUCGAAACCGAGGGAUAGGCCGUGGGAGAGCUACAAAGGGAAGAGCGCAUCCUAUCACGGCCAACACGGGUCGAGCCCUAGUUUCGACUCCCCUUCCGUCGGGGCCUACAUGCGGCAGACGCCUUCGCCCAAACACAGGGAUACGAGCCCGAGGAGAUCCCUGGAGCGGCUGAGUCCGAUGCCCAGGGUGGAAGACCCUCUCUGGGUGCAAGCGCCGAGGCCGUGGACUGGCUUCAACGGAGAAAGGAGCGGCCCCAAGCACUGGCAGACGGCAAAGAGCCUCGACGAAAGGUACAGAGAAAGACUGAGCCCCAGGCCGAGGUGGUCCUCCCUCAAAGACAAAGAUCCUUCCGAGGACAUGCCCUGGCAUUCUUCUCCACCCGGCAAGGAGUGUUUAUUUCAAGAAGAUCGUCUCAGCCCUGUUAAAAGUAGGUGGUCCUCGCUCAAAAACAGAGACGUUUCUGAGGAUAAGUCCUGGCACGCUUCCACACCUAAUAAAGAAUGCGAAAGGCUAAGUCCCGUCAAAACUAGGUGGUCUUCUGUCAAAGAGAAAGACAUCUCUGAAGGAAAGCAUUGGCUGUCUUCUUCUCCCGGCAAAGAGAGUUUCUUGUCCGAAGGCCAUCUCAGCCCGAUAAAACUCAGAUGGUCUUCUGUCAAAGAGAAAGAUAUUUCUGAAAAAAAGCCCUGGAACUCUUCCUCACCCGGUAAGGAUUGUGAAAGGCUAAGUCCGGCCAAACCGAGGUGGCCUCCUUUUAAAGAUCCUUCCGAAGCCUGGCACUCUCAGCCGGACGACGAGCUUUUACCCAUCGAAGAACGCCUCACCCCGAGCAAACAGAGAUGGCCCACGAAACAGGACGCUCGGGACGACAGCAGGUGGGAUGAAUUGAACGAGAUCUGCCAAAAGAUGCAGUCUGACCUGCCGUCAACCUCUUCAUCCCCUUUACCGAGGGCGGGCGAGACGAUCGAGCGGACGCCCACCCUCCUCACCUCGAGCCCAAUCGACCUCGCGGCAAUGGAAGCGGAAAGCGAAGACGAGAAGCAGCAAGGUAGCCUCGUUGUUUUUGCCUAUUGCAUGGCGUGUCUGCAUCAGCUCAUUGGUGUCGACCUCCUCACAGCAUUCGCCUUCAUCCUCGCUGUCCUAUCCCUCAUCCUCUUCAUCCUCCUCUAGCCUAUAAAAAACCGCCUUUAUCAUAUUUCCUUGUGUUUGUCCUUGCGUGCCUUUCUCACCCUUUACACAUUUUUCGCUUUACAGUAUAAAAAAAUGUCCUCGCUAGUUAUACAGUUUGUUUUGUACUCUAGUAUCAAAAAUAUACAUAUAUACUUUUUGUUUUUCAGU